AUGGCAGACCAGGGCAGCGUGGAGAAGUACCUGGAGAACAACCCGCAGUUCGCCAAAGAGUACUUUGACAAGAAGCUGCGCGCCGAGGCCCUGACCGCCGCCUUCUCCGCGCCUCUGGACGUCAAAGACACUGCUUCCUUCAAGGAUGUUAACUCCGUGCAGGAGGCCGCCAUCAUCUUCGAGCUGAUCCAGGAGCUGCAGAAGGUUGGGGAAGUGGAGAAGCCCCUGCACAAGGUGCUGCAGAGGGUCGCCCUGAUCCUGCAGGCGGACAGGGUCAGCUAUUACAUGUGUCGCUCUCGAAACGGAGUACCCGAGCUCGCCACCUCGCUGUUCGACGUGACCCCGACCUCCAAGUAUGAAGUCAACCUGGUGCACCCGCAGGGGGAGAUCGUGUUCCCCCUGGACAUGGGCAUCGUCGGGUUCACUGCGCUCAACAGGAAGCCCCAAAAUAUCCCGGACGUCUCAAAGAAUCCAAAGUUCUGUGACUUUGUGGACAAACAGACUGGAUACAAGACCAAGUGCAUGCUCACGUUCCCUCUCGUGGUGGAGAAGGAAUGUCUCGGAGUCGUCACGGCGCUGAACAAAAUAGGAGCCGAUAAGUUCACUCCCGAGGACGAGGCUCUCUUCCACAAAUACAUGAACUUUACCCAAGUCAUCGCCCUGCAGCACCACACAACCUACAUGUUCAACGUGGAGUCCAGGAGGAGUCAGGUUCUGCUCUGGUCGGCCAGUAAAGUGUUUGAGGAGCUGACGGACAUUGAGAGACAGUUCCACAAAGCGCUCUACACUGUUAGGGUCUAUCUAAAUUGUGAGCGAUACUCAGUGGGCCUGCUGGACAUGACCAAAGAGAAGGAAUUCUAUGAUGAAUGGCCGGUGAAACUGGGAGACGUGGAACCCUAUAAAGGUCCAAAGACACCAGACGGCAGGGAAGUCAUCUUCUACAAGAUCAUCGACUACCUCCUGGAGAGCAAAGAGGAAAUCAAAGUCAUACCUGGUCCACCUGCAGAUCACUGGGCUUUAGUCAGCGGCCUGCCGACCUACGUGGCGGAGAACGGCUUCAUUUGCAACAUGAUGAACGUGGCUGCAGACGACUUCUUCACUUUCCAGAAAGCGGCCGUGGACGACUCGGGUUUCGUCAUCAAGAACGUCCUGUCGCUGCCCAUCGUCAACAAGAAGGAAGAGAUCGUGGGCAUCGCCACUUUCUUCAACAGGAAAGAUGGAAAACCGUUUGACGAGCACGAUGAACAGAUCACCGAGGCCCUGACCCAGUUCCUCGGCUGGUCCGUGCUGGUCUGCGACACCUACGACCGGCUGAACCGAAUGGAGUACAGGAAAGACAUCGCCCAGGAGAUGCUCAUGUACCAGACCAGGUGCACCCCCGAGGAGAUGCAGUCCAUUCUGAACACCAAAGAAAAGUUCGACUCGGAGCCUGAAGACUGCGACCAGAAGGAGAUGUACAAACUGUUGAGGGCGACCUGCCCGGUGGCCAACAACGUCAAUGGGGAGGAUCUGUACAAGUUCUCCUUCAGCGACUUCCCCGUGUCCGAGCACGGCCUCAUCAAAGCCGGCAUUCGCAUGUUCUUCGAGCUCGGAGUGGUCGAGAAGUUUAAAGUUCCCGCGGAGACGCUGACAAGGUGGAUGUACACAGUGAGGAAGGGUUACCGUUCCAUCACCUACCACAACUGGAGGCACGGCUUCAACGUGGGCCACACCAUGUUCUGCCUGCUCCAGACAGGGAAGCUGAGGAAGUACUACUCUGAUCUAGAUGCCUUUGCCAUGGUGGCUGCUGCUUUCUGCCACGAUAUCGACCACAGAGGAACCAACAACCUCUACCAGACCAAGAGUCAACAUCCUCUGGCCAAACUUCACGGCUCCUCCAUCAUGGAGAGGCACCACCUGGAGUACAGCAAGACCCUCAUGGCGGAGGAGAGCCUGAACAUCUUCAGCGGCCUCCAGAAGCGUCAGUUCGAGAACGUGCAGCACUUGUUUGACGUCUGCAUCAUCGCCACGGAUCUGGCCCUUUACUUCAAGAAGAGAACCAUGUUCCAGAACAUCGUGAACGCCACCGAGCCGAUGGCGGAGGAAAAGGACGCCAUCGCCUACAUCUCCAACAACGCCACUAGGAAGGAAAUCAUCAUGGCCAUGAUGAUGACAGGCUGCGACUUGUCAGCUAUCACCAAACCCUGGGAGGUUCAGAGCAAGGUGGCGCUGAUGGUCGCUGCUGAGUUCUGGGAACAGGGCGAUUUGGAGAGAAGUGUUUUGGACCAACAGCCAAUCCCCAUGAUGGACAGAAACUGUUCCGAGCAGCUUCCCAAGAUGCAGUGCGGUUUCAUCGACUUUGUGUGCUCCUUUGUAUACAAGGAGUUCUCCAGGUUUCACAAAGAGAUCACGCCCAUGUUUGACGGCCUGAACCACAACAGGUCACAAUGGAACGCGCAGGCCGAGGUGUACAACGCCAAGAUGAAGGCCAUCGAGGACCAGAAGAAGAAACUGGAAGACGACGAAGCCAGGAAAUCCGGUGACGGGAAGUCAAAGACCUGCACCAUCUGCUGA
This is a messenger RNA of Limanda limanda (common dab), 2553 nucleotides long. RefSeq names its product phosphodiesterase 6C, cGMP-specific, cone, alpha prime (gene pde6c). Lineage: Eukaryota; Metazoa; Chordata; Actinopteri; Pleuronectiformes; Pleuronectidae. The transcript has 22 exons. Gene Ontology annotation, biological process: visual perception; signal transduction. The record is from RefSeq and is a predicted model, not a curated record. Gene Ontology annotation, molecular function: protein binding; 3',5'-cyclic-nucleotide phosphodiesterase activity. The coding region runs from base 1 to 2553 and encodes 850 amino acids.